CCGGCCGAGGCUCAUUGCUUUGGCGCCGUCUGGGGAGCACGAGCCCGCGGGUGGCGCGCAGCGCAUGGUGGCGGCUCCUCUCGGAGCGCAGCCGACCCGCUGACCCGGGCUCCGUUUCCCCUGACCAGCGCGUCCCGGAGGCCGGCUGGAGGCCGAAACAGCAGCAGCAUUAGCAGCAGCAGCGGUCGCGGCUGCUCCGCCGCCGCCGUCUCCGCGGGAGCAUGGAGUGCGCCCUGGACGCCCAGAGCCUGAUCAGCAUCUCCCUGCGCAAGAUCCACAGCUCCCGGACCCAGCGCGGCGGCAUCAAGCUGCACAAGAACCUCCUGGUGUCCUACGUGCUCCGCAACGCGCGCCAGCUCUACCUGAGCGAGCGCUACGCCGAGCUCUACCGGCGCCAGCAGCAGCAGCAACAGCAGCAGCCGCCCCACCACCAGCACCAGCACCUCGCGUACGCGGCGCCGGGCAUGCCGGCCAGCGCGGCCGACUUCGGCCCGCUCCAACUUGGCGGCGGCGGGGACGCGGAGGCGCGCGAACCUGUCGCCCGGCACCAGCUGCACCAGCUCCACCAGCUCCACCAGCUGCACCUCCAGCAGCAGCUGCACCAGCACCAGCACCCGGCGCCCAGGGGCUGCGCGGCGGCGGCGGCGGCCGGGGCGCCCGCGGGCGGCGCGGGGGCGCUCUCGGAGCUGCCCGGGUGCGCCGCGCUCCAGCCGCCGCACGGCGCGCCCCACCGCGAUCCCUUGGAGCCGCUGCAGCCGGGUCUGCGCCUCUACGCCCCACCGCCGCCCCCGCUCCCCGCCUCCCGCUUGCCCUCCUCGCCUCGGCCUCCUGCUCCGCCUCCCUCCCGCCCCCAUUUGCCGCCCCUCAGCUACCCCCCGGCCGCCUCCCCGCCCGCCUCCCCGGCCCCCGCCUCCUCCCCGCUUCUACCGGGCGCGUACCCGGCCCCCUCGGACUUCGGCGUGCACUGCAGCAGCCAGACCACCGUGCUGGACCUGGACACUCACGUGGUGACCACGGUGGAGAACGGCUACUUGCACCAGGACUGCUGCGCCUCCGCCCACUGCCCCUGCUGUGGCCAGGGCGCCCCGGGACCCGGCCUGGCGUCCGCCGCCGGCUGCAAGCGCAAGUAUUACCCAGGCCAGGAGGAGGAGGACGACGACGACGAGGACGCGGGCGACCUGGGGGCCGAGCCCCCCGGGGGCGUCCCGUUCGCCCCCUGCAAGCGCGCCCGCUUCGAGGACUUCUGCCCGGACUCGUCCCCGGACGCGUCCAACAUCUCAAACUUGAUCUCCAUCUUUGGCUCGGGCUUCUCCGGGCUAGUGAGCCGACAGCCGGACUCCUCUGAGCAGCCGCCGCCGCUCAACGGGCAGCUGUGCGCCAAGCAGGCGCUCGCCAGCCUCGGCGCCUGGACUCGAGCCAUUGUCGCCUUCUAGGGACCCCCGAGGGCACGGGGACCCGGGGCCCCGCGGGGCUGGGGCCAG
Balaenoptera musculus (blue whale) is the source of this 1481-nucleotide messenger RNA. RefSeq names its product immediate early response 5 like (gene IER5L). The record is from RefSeq and is a predicted model, not a curated record. NCBI's taxonomy places the organism in Eukaryota, Metazoa, Chordata, Mammalia, Artiodactyla, Balaenopteridae.